Pistacia vera is the source of this 1383-nucleotide messenger RNA. Its product is annotated as desiccation-related protein At2g46140-like. Bases 103 to 1053 code for a protein of 316 amino acids. The record is from RefSeq and is a predicted model, not a curated record. Gene Ontology annotation, cellular component: cytosol. NCBI's taxonomy places the organism in Eukaryota, Viridiplantae, Streptophyta, Magnoliopsida, Sapindales, Anacardiaceae. Gene Ontology annotation, biological process: response to desiccation. The transcript has 3 exons.
AUUAUCUGCCAAGUGUUAGAGCCGCUUGGUGGCUCUUGUUUCUCGUUGUCCUGUCUUGAACUCGUCUCAGAACCUGAUCGUUUACUUCACAAUUUUUAAGGUAUGGCAUCAUCGGAUAAGCCUGAAAUAGUUGAAAGGGGGCAGAAGAAGGAUGACAAAGAAGAAGGAGAGGGCGGAUUUAUUGAUAAGGUGAAGGAUUUUAUCCAUGAUAUUGGUGAGAAGAUUGAGGAAACAAUUGGAUUUGGGAAGCCAACUGCUGAUAUUAGUGGGAUUCACAUUCCGAAGUUUAAUCUUGAGCAGGCAGAUAUUGUUGUUGAUGUGCUCAUUAAAAACCCAAAUCCGGUACCAAUCCCUCUGAUCGACAUAAACUACUUGAUUGAAAGUGAUGGAAGGAAACUAGUUUCUGGAUUAAUCCCGGAUUCUGGAACUAUUCACGCACGUGGAGAGGAGACCAUCAAAAUCCCAGUUAGUUUGAUAUUUGAUGACAUAAAAAGCACAUAUAGUGAAAUUCAGCCUGGUAGCAUUAUUCCAUACAAGAUCAAGGUAGACCUGAUUGUAGAUGUGCCUGUCUUUGGAAGGAUAACUAUUCCCCUUGAGAAAACUGGGGAGAUCCCCAUACCUUACAAGCCCGAUAUUGAUGUUGAAAAAAUAAAUUUUGAUAGAUUCUCAUUUGAAGAAACUGUUGCAAUUCUUCAUUUGAAGUUGGAAAAUAAGAAUGAGUUUGACUUGGGCCUCAAUUCACUAGAUUAUGAGGUUUGGCUUGGGGAUCAGAGCAUUGGGGGUGCUGAGCUUGCAAAAUCGACCAAAAUUGAUAAGAAUGCAAUCAGUUAUCUUGAGCUUCCAGUUACCUUCAGGCCCAAGGACCUUGGCUCUGCACUUUGGGACAUGAUUAGAGGAAAAGGUACUGGUUACAGCAUGAAAGGACAUAUUGAUGUAGACACACCUUUUGGGGCUAUGAAGUUACCCAUCAGCAAGGAGGGUGGUACGACACGCCUCAAGAAGAACAAAGAAGAUGGUGGUGGUGGUGAUGAUGAUGAUGAGGAGGAGGAUUAAAUAAGGAAUCAACAGGAGUGUGGUUCAUAUGAUUAUCUAUUGUUUGAUUACCAGAGGUUUGUUAUAAUAAUAGAUAAGUAGACACUUAAAUUCAAAGUAUCAACUUCGUACAUACUUCAUUGGUGAAGAAGUUGGUGUCGGUGUAUGCAUAUGUAUGCAGUUGUUAUUGUGAUCAGUGUUGCAAUAUGGCACUCGUUUUUUUAUUGGCAUAGCCACUUAACUGAUAGAUAUUAAGAACCAGUUGUUUUUCACUCCUUAGUGUCAUUGGAUUUGUUUGUGCAAUCACUUUGAACAGUAUUAUCGAUAUUAGACCAGUUGUUAUGUUUAUUA